Messenger RNA from Solea senegalensis (Senegalese sole), 3972 nucleotides. It is a transcript of the gene ttf2, whose product is annotated as transcription termination factor, RNA polymerase II. The transcript has 23 exons. Gene Ontology annotation, molecular function: zinc ion binding; ATP binding; ATP-dependent chromatin remodeler activity. NCBI's taxonomy places the organism in Eukaryota, Metazoa, Chordata, Actinopteri, Pleuronectiformes, Soleidae. Bases 71 to 3439 code for a protein of 1122 amino acids. The record is from RefSeq and is a predicted model, not a curated record.
AUACCGAAAACACCGACAUUCAUAUUUCAGCAACCCAAGCUAAGAGGUGAAUACGUUGUGUGUAGAGAAAAUGGAAAGAAUUACAUGUGAAGUUCACGGUUGUAACUGUAUGUUAAAAACCGGCGUAAAAGAUGGACCGAGUAAAGGCAAAAGCUUCUACAUGUGCGUUGACAAGCAAGGCUGUAAUUUCACUCAGAUGACCAGCAUCCCACCGUCACACUGCCUCCAUCAUGAAGACUCAAUGGUGGAACUGCAAGCGCUCAGCUUCAAUCAGCAGCAGCAGAUCCACAGGUUGUUCUUUCGUUGUGUUGCUGGUAAAAAAGCAGGCCAGAGGUGGUGUGGAAAUAUUCCUUGGGCUUCGCCAGAAAAAGAAAACAGAACACCCGACACACAGCUUCGGUCCUCCCUCCUCUCACCCGUCCGAAACCCCUUUAAGGCCCUGUCGUGCAAGCUGGACGGGGACAGUGAAGAGAGACAGACAAGUGAAGGAAGAGAAAGUGUGGCGAGCAGAGGGGCAGGAGUGGAGGAAGAGGAGGAGGAAGAAGAAGAAGAAGAUGAUGAUGAGGAGGAGGGAGAGAAGUCAAAUACUUACCGAGGGAAACAACUUCCACCAGGCAUGAAGGUGAAGAAGAGAGUCUCAGAUGAGGAGAACGGUGUGGAGAAAAUGGCAGAAAAGAGUGACAAGAAUCACUCUAAGCAUGAGAAAACUAGAAGCUCUCCUCCUUCCUCUACUGUCAAUCUUGAGAACAUGAAUAAGGAGACUCACAAGCAACCAAAUCCCACUGAAACACGCGCGGAGAAACAAGCAGAGCCGACUGUGAGAGACCGAGUCUCUAAAUCUUCACCCGGCAGCAAAACUGAGGCCCCCAGAGACUCUGUCUGCACCGUGGGCCCCGCAUCUGAUGACACACCAGCACAGUCUGAGUCCAGUCAGACACAUAAACACCAAGAUGAUGAUGAUGAUGAUGAUGAUGACGACGACGACGUCGUGUUGGUGUCAGUGAAACCUGCCGCUCAGAAAACUCCCCCAUCUGCUGCCGUACAAAAAACCCUCACCGCCUUCGCAGGGUUUCAGCCCGCGUCUAAGGUCAAAGUUCAACAGGGGAACACGAAAGGUCUGCACAGUCUGCUCUCAGCUCAGCUGCAGCAGAAAAAGGCCACUCUGUCUGUGGUGAAUGUGGCCGCUCUGCCAGACAAAGGAGAGAAGCUGAAGACUCAGGUCAAGGAGCUGGAGGACGCUCUGGAGUCUUUGCGUCUUACUGCUGCGUCUGAGCCGGAUUCUCAGGAGGAAGUCAGCAGCAGUGAAGCUCGUGCCGGCAGCAGUCACGCGAUGAAUCCGUUCAGCCGUCAGGGAGGAACCAUCCUGCUCCCUGCACCUCCUCCUGCCUCGGGCUCCUCACAACAACAGGCUUCUGGCGGCUCCCUGGGGCUCCAGCUGAGUCAGGGCUACACUCAGAUGUACGGAGUCAAUCCGCAGGUUCCGGCGUAUUACGGCGGCAGGAUGACCAACGACCGUCUGCUGGCGGUGAAAAACGCCACCAGUGAGACCAUCGACCACCUGCACAAGUCGCUGGAGUCCUGUCCGGACGGCGAGGCCGAAGUACCGGACCCAAAGGGCAUCAAGGUGACGCUCCUGCCCCAUCAGAGGAGAGCCUUGGCCUGGCUGAUGUGGAGAGAAGCUCAGAAUCCAUGUGGAGGAAUCCUGGCUGACGACAUGGGUCUCGGGAAAACGCUGACCAUGAUUUCUCUCAUCCUCGCAAAGAAGAAGAAGGCAAAGGAGGAGGAUGAGAAGAAGGAGGAGAAGAAGCUGGAGAAGUGGAUCUCCAAAACUGACCCCAGCAUCGUGGCGUCUAAAGGCACUCUGAUCAUUUGCCCCGCCUCCCUGAUUCACCACUGGAAGAAGGAGAUUGAGAGACACGUGAAGGCGGGGAAGCUGACCGUUUACCUUUACCACGGCCCCAACAGAGAGAGGAGCGCCAAAGUUCUGGCAGAGCAUGACGUGGUGGUGACCACGUACACGUUGGUCUCCAAGGAGAUUCCGGUCCAGAAGGAGGACGCGGACAAACCGGUCAAAGACUCCAGCGAGGUGCCGAAGCACGCGGCUCCUCUCCUGCGAGUGGCCUGGGCGCGCGUGGUUCUCGACGAGGCCCACAACAUCAAGAACCCCAAGGUGCAGACCUCCAUGGCCGCGUGUCAGCUGAGAGCCUGCGCUCGCUGGGCCGUCACGGGGACGCCCAUCCAGAACAACCUGCUGGACAUGUACUCGCUGCUCAAGUUUCUCCGCUGUUCCCCUUUUGACGAGUACAAAGUGUGGAAAGCUCAGGUGGACAACGGCUCGAACAGAGGCCGAGAGAGGCUGAACAUCCUGACCAGGACUCUGCUGCUGCGACGAACCAAAGACCAGACGGACUCCACAGGAAAACCACUGGUGUCUCUUCCCGAUCGAACCUGCGAAAUCCAUCGACUCAAGCUGUCCAAGGAUGAGCAGUCGGUGUACGACGUCGUCUUCGCCCAAUCCAGAUCCAUGCUGCAGAACUACCUGAAGAGGCAUGAAGGAAACGACGUGAACAAGGGGAGAAAGUCCACGUCCAAUCCCUUUGAUAAAGUGGCUCAGGAGUUUGCAGGAGUGUCGCAGCCUGGACCUGCUGCGUCCAGCUCACAGCAGGCGUCCAGCACCGUCCACAUCCUGUCUCUGCUGCUGCGCCUCAGACAGUGCUGCUGUCAUCUGUCCCUCCUCAAGAAGACUCUGGACUCGACGGAAUUGCAGGGCGACGGGAUCGUCUUGUCUCUGGAGGAGCAGCUCAACGCUCUGUCCCUCUCCUCCGGCCCCUCGCCGUCGGCCCCCGACCCCAAAGACACCGUGGCCCUCAACGGCACCCGCUUCUCCGCGCGGCUGUUUGAGGAGAACAGCGAGAGCAGCAAGAUCUCUUCUAUUGUCUCUGAGCUGAAGGCCAUCAGAGAGAAGGGUGACGAUCAGAAGAGCGUGAUCGUGUCUCAGUGGACCAGCAUGCUGCAGAUCGUAGCCGUUCACCUGCGUCACAUGGGCCUGAGAUACGGCGUCAUCGACGGCACCGUCAACCCCAAGCGCCGCAUGGACCUGGUGGAAGAAUUCAACACCAACGCAAAGGGACCACAGGUGAUGCUGGUUUCUCUCUGUGCUGGAGGAGUUGGACUCAACCUCAUUGGUGGGAAUCACCUCUUCCUCAUUGACAUGCACUGGAAUCCAGCUCUGGAGGAUCAGGCCUGCGACCGGAUCUACAGAGUUGGACAAAGGAAAGAUGUCACCAUCCAUAGGUUUGUGUGUGAGGACACGGUGGAGGAGAAGAUCUCCACGCUGCAGCUGAAGAAGAAGGAGCUGGCUCAGAACGUGCUGUCGGGAACAGGAAGCACCGUCACCAAACUCUCGCUGGCCGAUCUACGGAUCAUUUUUGGCGUCUGAGAUGCAGAACAGUCCUUCAUACAUGUCAUUUAAAAAAAAUGAAGGGUAUAAUUAUGGACACAUAUUGUAAUAACCUCAUAAAUGUGAGGUAACGGCUUCUCCAAAUUAAGACACUAGAGUUCAUUUGUUCUGUUUUCUGUUCUCAUUCGAACUACAUUUCAACGUGAUAUUAGGCUCAGUGUGCUUUUUCUUUAAUGGUUCUAUAAUUUCACGCCUUGUGUUUGUUUUUUUAAGUGUAGACACAAAGUACAACUGCAAACACUUACAUUCAGCAAGAAAUAUGCACUAAAGCAUCAUUUAAAGUCUACACACACCUCUAAAUAUACAUAUAUAUAUAUACAUAUAGUGUUUGUAUAUGUAUAAGGAAAUCUUAAACUGUAUUUUGGUAAAAUAUCACUUUACGGCACUUGCAUGUAUGCCACAUGCUGAUAAAUGUCUUAUUGUUUCAGUUGAAAAGAGAAUUUCCCUCUUUUUAAAUGUUUAAUGUCAGGUUGUUCUCCUUUAAAUAAAUUUGAUAUUUUCUUUCCGUGUCA